CUGACCAGCGCCGCCCCUUUCUGACCCAGGAGGUGGGAUCCCUCCACCUCCAACCCCUCCCGGUCCGGCCAAAUUCAAUACCUAUUUUCUCCUCCCGCUGCUCCUACAUCCCCGACACCCCCUCCUUCUCCCCGAUCCCUCCUCCCUAGAGACAGGGGAGGAGAAAAGUGGAGUCAGGUCGUCAUGACAGAGCUGAAGGCAAAGGCUUCCCGGGCUCCCCACGUGGCGGGCGGUGGGCCCUCCCCCACCCAGGUCGGAUCUCCUCUGCUCGGACGCCGGGACUCUGGCUCCCUCCAGGCGAGCCAGACCUCGGACGCCUCGCCCGUAGUCUCGGCGGUACCCAUCUCCCUGGACAGGCUGCUCUUCCCUCUGCCCUGCCAGGAACAGGACUCGGACGGGAAGACGCAGGACCAGCAAGCGCUGUCAAACGUGGAGGGGGUGUAUCCCAGAGUUGAAGCCACAGGGGGUGCAGGAGGUGGCAGCUCUAGACCCCCAGAAAAGGACAGCGGGCUGCUGGACAGUGUCUUGGACACGCUACUGGCGCCCUCAGGUCCCGGGCAGAGCCAGGCCAGCCCUCCCGCCUACGAGGCCAACAGCCCUUGGUGUCUGUUUGGCCCCGAGCUUCCUGAAGAGCCCCGGGCUGCCCCAGGCACCCAGGGCGUGUUGCCCUCGCUCAUGAGCCGGCCAGAGGGCAAGGCUGGUGACAGCUCCGGGGCGGCAGCUGCCUAUAAAGUGCUGCCCAGAGGCCUGUCACCGUCCCGGCAGCUGCUGCCCUCGACCUCUGGGAGCCAUCACUGGCCGGGGGCCGCAGUGAAGCCGUCUCCGCAGCCCGCUGUAGUGGAGGAGGAUGGCUCCGAGUCCGAGAGCUCGGUGGGUCCGCUUCUGAAGGGCAAACCCGGGCCUCUGGGAGUCCCAGCGGCCGAAGGAGGAGCCGCGGCCACCGAUCCUGGGGCGGCCGAAGGAGGCGUCACCCUGGUCCCCAAGGAAGAUUCCCGCUUUUCCGCGCCCAGGGUCGCCCUAGCGGAGCAGGACACGCCAGCGGCGCCGGGGCGCUCCCCGCUGGCCACCAUGGUGAUGGAUUUUAUCCACGUGCCCAUUCUGCCACUCAACACGCCUUUCCUGGCCACCCGCACCCGGCAGCUGCUGGAGGGGGAGAACUAUGACGGUGGGGCCACGGCUGUCAGCGCCUUUGCCCCGCUGCGGGGCUCGCCCUCGGCUUUGGCCACUCCGGUCACAGCCGGCGAAUUCCCCGACUGCUCGUACCCGCCGGACGCGGAGCCCAAGGACGACGCGUUCCCGCUCUAUGGUGACUUUCAGCCGCCCGCCCUGAAGAUCAAGGAGGAGGAGGAAGGAGCCGAGGCCACCGCGCGCUCCCCGAGACCGUACCUGGUGACGGGUGCCAACCCCGCUGUCUUCCCAGAUUUCCAGCUGGCGCAGCCGCCGCUGCCUCCGAGAGCGCCUUCGUCCAGACCCGGGGAAGCGGCGGUAGCGGCGGCACCCACCAGUUCCUCUGUCUCAUCCGCGUCCUCGUCGGGGUCGAACUUGGAGUGCAUCCUGUACAAAGCCGAGGGCGCGCCGCCCCAGCAGGGCCCGUUUGCGCCACCGCCCUGCAAGGCGCCGGGCGCGGGCUCCUGCCUGCUGCCGCGGGACGGCCUGCCCUCCAGCGCGGCCUCGGCCUCCGCAGCAGGGGCAGCCCCUGCGCUGUACCCUCCGCUCAGCCUUAACGGGCUCCCGCAGCUCAGUUACCAAGCCGCGGUGCUCAAGGAGGGCCUGCCGCAGGUCUACCCGCCCUAUCUCAAUUACCUAAGGCCAGAUUCAGAAGCCAGCCAAAGCCCGCAGUACAGCUUCGACUCAUUACCUCAGAAGAUCUGUUUAAUCUGUGGGGAUGAAGCAUCAGGCUGUCAUUAUGGUGUCCUUACGUGUGGGAGCUGUAAGGUCUUCUUUAAAAGGGCAAUGGAAGGGCAGCAUAAUUAUUUAUGUGCUGGAAGAAAUGACUGCAUCGUUGAUAAAAUCCGCAGAAAAAACUGCCCAGCAUGUCGCCUUCGAAAGUGCUGUCAAGCUGGCAUGGUCCUUGGAGGUCGAAAAUUUAAAAAAUUCAAUAAAGUCAGAGUCAUGCGAGCACUAGACGCGGUGGCUCUCCCGCAGUCCAUGGGCAUUCCAAAUGAAAGCCAAGCCCUAAGCCAGAGAAUCAGUUUUUCACCAACUCAAGACAUACAGUUGAUCCCCCCGCUCAUCAACCUGCUAAUGAGCAUUGAACCGGACGUGAUCUAUGCAGGACAUGACAACACCAAACCCGAUACCUCCAGUUCCUUGCUGACAAGCCUCAAUCAAUUAGGCGAGAGACAACUUCUUUCAGUAGUCAAGUGGUCUAAAUCACUGCCAGGUUUUCGAAACUUACAUAUUGAUGACCAAAUAACUCUCAUCCAGUAUUCUUGGAUGAGCUUAAUGGUGUUUGGACUGGGAUGGAGAUCUUAUAAACAUGUCAGUGGGCAGAUGCUAUAUUUUGCACCUGAUCUAAUACUCAAUGAACAGAGGAUGAAGGAAUCAUCAUUCUAUUCAUUAUGCCUUACCAUGUGGCAGAUCCCACAGGAGUUUGUGAAGCUUCAAGUCAGCCAAGAAGAGUUUCUCUGUAUGAAAGUAUUGCUACUUCUUAAUACAAUUCCUUUGGAAGGACUAAGAAGUCAAAACCAGUUUGAAGAAAUGAGAUCAAGCUACAUUAGAGAGCUCAUCAAGGCAAUUGGUUUGAGGCAAAAAGGAGUUGUCUCUAGUUCACAGCGUUUCUACCAACUUACAAAGUUUCUUGAUAACUUGCACGAUCUCGUCAAACAACUUCAUCUGUACUGCUUGAAUACAUUUAUCCAGUCCCGGGCACUGAGUGUUGAAUUUCCAGAAAUGAUGUCUGAAGUUAUUGCUGCACAAUUACCCAAAAUCUUGGCAGGGAUGGUGAAACAUCUUCUCUUUCAUAAAAAGUGAAUGACAUUUUUACCUUCAAAAAAUUAAAUUUUGUGGUAUGUCUGUUUUUGUUUGGGUCAGGAUUAUGAGGUCUCAAGUUUUUACAAUGUUCUCAAAGCCUUACAUUCAUAACAUAUCAUGCUGUCUAAAUUCUAGAGAAAAUUGUGAGGUUUUAAUUGUUUUCCUUUGUACAGUAUAAGUAGAAUUUUUAAGUUUUUUUGUGUGCCCAUAGUUUCUUUAAGAAUUUACAAGAUUGAAAAAGUACUAAAAUUUAUGGUUAAAGUAAACUUAGUCUUAUUCAUAUUAUUUCAUAGCAUUUAGGUGAAGAUUUUAACUUUAUGCAUCUAACAAAUCUGCUUUAGAGGAAAAAGAUCUUACACGUAAUACUAAAAGGCUAUUAAUAUAUGUGUAUCUUCUAGGUAGCUCCCUUUGUCUCCUGUAUUACUUUUACAAAAAUGAACCUUUAAAA
Molecule: messenger RNA, 3421 nt
Organism: Rhinolophus ferrumequinum (greater horseshoe bat)
Lineage: Eukaryota; Metazoa; Chordata; Mammalia; Chiroptera; Rhinolophidae
Gene: PGR
Product: progesterone receptor
Exons: 8
Coding region: 184-2973 (929 amino acids)
Biological process (GO): regulation of DNA-templated transcription; steroid hormone receptor signaling pathway
Cellular component (GO): nucleus
Molecular function (GO): nuclear steroid receptor activity; zinc ion binding; DNA-binding transcription factor activity
Source: RefSeq, a predicted model, not a curated record